GACGCUCGGAGGCUCCAGAUUGCCCAGGGGCGGAGUUUGACGUUUGCUGUGGGGGAAGCCUGGGAAGCAGUCCUGUGCCGCGGGUGGGGUUUAGGUGAACCGUAAUGCGGGGGGCGGGGGGUGGCUCUACCCCCACCUCGGAGAAACUUUAGCAACGGAGUAGAUGAGCAUGGGGUGAAGUCGGUGAAGGAGUAGACACACUGGGGUGAAGUGGGCAGGAGAAUAGAUACGCUUGGGGGUGAAGUUUGGCUGGGGUGAAGUUUAGGGGAGGCGUUGCUUAGGCCCUUACCUUGGGAUAGGGUUUGGGUGAGUUGGGAGCUGGUUGAAGACCUCGAGCUCAGAUGACAGAAAGUUAGGACUUGGGAUUCGGCGAUGGGAAGGGGCACCCGGAGCUCGGUAGCGCGGCGGGCAAGGCAGGCGCCAUGACCCUGAUUGAAGGGGUGGGUGAUGAGGUGACCGUCCUUUUCUCGGUGCUUGCCUGCCUUCUGGUGCUGGCCCUCGCCUGGGUCUCAACGCACACCGCUGAGGGCGGGGACCCACUGCCCCAGCCGUCAGGGACCCCAACGCCAUCCCAGCCCAGCGCAGCCAUGGCAGCUACCGACACCAUGAGAGCGGAGGUCCCAGGGGCAGAGACUCCCAGCCUGAGACACAGAGGUCAAGCUGCACAGCCAGAGCCCAGCACGGGGGUCACAGCAACACCACCAGCCCCGGACUCCCCGCAGGAGCCCCUCGUGCUACGGCUGAAAUUCCUCAAUGAUUCAGAGCAGGUGGCCAGGGCCUGGCCCCAAGACACCAUUGGCUCCUUGAAAAGGACCCAGUUUCCUGGCCGGGAACAGCAGGUGCGACUCAUCUACCAAGGGCAGCUGCUAGGCGACGACACCCAGACCCUGGGCAGCCUUCACCUCCCUCCCAACUGCGUUCUCCACUGCCACGUGUCCACGAGGGUCGGCCCCCCAAAUCCCCCCUGCCCGCCGGGGUCCGAGCCCGGCCCCUCCGGGCUGGAAAUCGGCAGCCUGCUGCUGCCCCUGCUGCUCCUGCUGCUGCUGCUGCUCUGGUACUGCCAGAUCCAGUACCGGCCCUUCUUUCCCCUGACCGCCACUCUGGGCCUGGCCGGCUUCACCCUGCUCCUCAGUCUCCUGGCCUUCGCCAUGUACCGCCCGUAGUGCCUCCGCGGGCGUUUGGCAGCGUCGCCGGCCCCUCUGGACCUUGCUCCCCGCGCCGCAGCGGGAGCUGCUGCCUGCCCAGGCCCGUCUCUCCCGCCUGCCUCUUCCCGCUGCCCUGGAGCCCAGCCCUGCGCCGCAGAAGACUCCAGGGGCUGGCAGAGGCCCCGCCCUGCGACCACCGGGGCUCGGGGCCACCUCCCGGGGCUGCUGGCCCUCAGUCCGCACUGGGAGUGGGCUCCUCGGGGUCGGGCAUCUGCUGUCGCUGCCUCGGCCCCGGGCAGAGCCCGGCCGCCCCCGGGGCCCGUCUUAGCGUUCUGCCGGAGGACCCAGCCGCCUCCAAUCCCUGACAGCUCCUUGGCCUGAGUUGGGGACGCCAGGACGGUGGGAGGCAGGUGAAGGGGAGGGGCAUAGGAGUUCCCCGGAACCUGUGCAGAUUAAAGUAACUGUGAAGUUUUCACU
Messenger RNA from Chlorocebus sabaeus (green monkey), 1622 nucleotides. RefSeq names its product transmembrane and ubiquitin like domain containing 1 (gene TMUB1). Gene Ontology annotation, biological process: ERAD pathway. Gene Ontology annotation, molecular function: protein binding. NCBI's taxonomy places the organism in Eukaryota, Metazoa, Chordata, Mammalia, Primates, Cercopithecidae. The record is from RefSeq and is a predicted model, not a curated record.